Cloeon dipterum is the source of this 3336-nucleotide messenger RNA. Its product is annotated as PHD finger protein 14. NCBI's taxonomy places the organism in Eukaryota, Metazoa, Arthropoda, Insecta, Ephemeroptera, Baetidae. The transcript has 15 exons. The record is from RefSeq and is a predicted model, not a curated record. Gene Ontology annotation, biological process: regulation of transcription by RNA polymerase II. The coding region runs from base 153 to 2786 and encodes 877 amino acids.
CCAAUGCCAUCUUCCUGCCAUUUUCGUACUUGCCGCCAAAAUUCGAACGUGUCGACACCUAGCGCUGGUGGUCUCAAGUAGAGCCGGGUUCGCAGUGCCAUCCACCGGUCGACCGGUGAUACGGUCGAUUUUCUGCACGCAUUGCUCGCAUCAUGGAGUCUGGAAAAGUUAAUUUUCUCAUUAAAACUAUGGUCGAGAGGGACCCACAAAAACGAAAGGUCAAGCCUGUGCAAAAUCCUUUGUUAGAUUUCGAUCUAGGAGAAAGCUCGGACGACAGCGACUUUCGUAUUGAGGAUCACAACGAUUCUGGUGACGAUUCGAUCAAUUCAAAUGACGACGAAGAUGAUGCAAAUGAGUCCGAAGAAGAAAGUGACUCUGAUGCCAAAGAAGGCGAUGAAGCAGGUCUGGGCAUCGACGGCAGCUUGGCUGAGAGCCCUCUCAGCGGUGCCCAACUGCUGGCCAAAGCGGAACAGCAAAAAGUUCCGUCAAUGGACUACAAGAAAAUCAUGGUGUGUUGUGCGUGUCUCGGUGACAGAAGUGACAAUGUGAACGAGAUAGUUGAGUGCGACAGUUGCGGCGUUACGGUUCAUGAAGCGUGCUAUGGUGUGUCAGACACAAACAGUGUUUCCAGCACUGCCUCCUCCUGUUCUACGGAACCUUGGUUCUGUGAAGCGUGUAAAGCUGGCGUCACCGACCCUUGCUGCGAGUUGUGUCCCAACAGAGGUGGAAUAUUUAAAGAAACUGAUGUAGGAAAGUGGGCUCACCUGGUCUGCGCGCUUUAUGUGCCAGGGGUGGCUUUCGGCGAGGUCGACAAAUUGUCGAAUGUCACUUUGUUUGAGUUGGCCUACACAAAAUGGGGUGCUAAAUCAUGCACUCUUUGCACAGACGAGCGGUUUGUGCGCACUGGAAUUACCAUAGGUUGUGACGCGGGCAUGUGUCGUGAAAACUUCCAUGUUACCUGUGCGCAGCGGGAAGGUCUCUUAGCUGAGGCUCAUAGUGACGAGUUUGAGCACGCCGAUCCCUUUUAUGCACACUGCAAGCAGCACACAGACAAAUUCCUCAUGAGAAAGAGAAGGAGAAAUUGGCUAGCGGUGCAGAUGCGGAUGAGGCAGCGACAGAUGGACCUGGAUAGCAGACCGGAGGAGACUGUGGAACAAAGGCGGAUCAAGCGCAAGCUCUUAGGCCAGAGCCACAAGUACAAAGCUCAUAAGAAGAACAGACCAGUUCCCUGGGUGCCCACCCAAAAAAUGAGCAGACUCAUUACUACUAGUUUUUCGGCCUGCGUGGAUUUGUCGCGGAAAAGCGAAAAGAUGGGCAUCAACGUUGAAGUCCAAGAGACAGAGGAUUCUCAAAUUUCUUCCAUUCUAGAUGCUAGGAAAAAGUGGAACAUUACCCCCGCCUUUUCUGUGGAAUUUGUGGCCUACUACUUGGACAGAAACGCGCGAUUGGCUGGAUUACGAAGUCAACUUCAAGAACUGCUCAAAACCAAUAGCCAGUACACCGUACAAGAACAAGACGUCCAAGCCAAAUACAACAAACUUGAUUGUGAUCGCCAAAACCUGGUGAUUGAGAACGAGCAGCUUGUAGGAAACAUCCGGGCUCUGCGCCAGGCAAUUCUGAGCAUAUGCCCUGGCAAGAAACUACCUCCUGAUCCAUCAACCCUACUGGUCCAACCCCAGGUCCAACAGUCACCCAUUCGGAAAGAACCAACCAAAGCAAAAACAGUUAUGGCACCUGCGCAUCACAACGUGGCAUCUUCAUCUGUCGCAUUGUUUGAUUGCGGCGCGUGCCGCUCUACCAAGGACCAACACUUGCUGGCCAAAUGUGAUACUUGUAAGAAACAUUACCACCUUGGCUGUCUCAAUCCACCACUCACAAGAAUGCCCAAAAAGACCAAACUCAUGGGAUGGCAGUGCACUGAUUGUGAUAAACUCAGUUCGGGUUCUGAGCAAGAAUGCUUGGAUCCAGAGGCACCUCGAAAGCUCCGCCACAGCCAUGGAACGCCAAUUAAGGAGGAAAGCUUUAGCAAGCCCGUUACCAAGAAGAAGGCAGACCAACAAGUCUUUCUGGACAAUCCAACUCCGCUAGCCGUCCCAAAAGUGAAAAUCAACAAGAAACGCAAGCUGAAGCCUCACAAGCACAGAGAGCACGGGGAGAAGCAGCGGAAGGUGUCAUUCACUGAGAACAAUCACUUCCUCGAAGCUGAUCCUCAGCCCAUCAUUCCGCCUCCAAUGCUUGAGGAGCCAGUGAAAACUGAAAAAUCGGUGGUUGGUGAUGUUUGGUGCGAGCAGAAUGAACACAAGGAGAAGCAGCCAAAGCACCACAAAGAGCACAGUGGCAAGAAAAGGCGGAACCGCGAAGAAAAACUGAAGCAGCGUAAAGAGAAGGGGGACAAACCGAAAAAGAAGCACCGCAAGAAGAAGCGACUGGAUGGCGAAGUUGCUGGAGAAGAUCAGCCCAGAAUUAAAAUCACGAUCAAACCAAUCAUGCCUGGCCAGUACACGGCGCAGCUAAUGUCAACGCAGUUCGAGUCGACGUCGGACCCAAAGGUGGGCAUGGAGAACCACAGUGGCAGUCGGCGGGCGAGCUUCAAGCCUGAGCCUGACUUGCUGACACAGUGCGACAAGUGCAGCGGCCCCGGCAACAACAACGACCUGGUGCGGUGCGACGAGUGCAGAAAGUGCUUCCACUUCCACUGCCUCGAGCCGCCGCUGAAAAAGUCGCCCAAGCGACGGGGCUACUCGUGGCACUGUGCUGAUUGUGACCCUACGGACCUGGAAAAUUGACACAAUGCCUAGUCCGCUGUUAAUUCCGUGUCUAUUGAUAUUGUCAAACAGGUAUUCCACUGCUGAUAAUUGAUGUUCAGUAUUUCUUGAUAUUUGCCAAGAAGUGCGAGACUUCUCUCUUGUGGUUCUCACUUGAUUCGGACGAACGGAAGCCAGAAUAUGAGGAAUAUUUCCAUGUUGUUGCUCGGUUGCUCAUUUACAUUCUUUGAUCAUGUCAUGCAAAGUGAUAAAGAUAAAACUGUUCUGAAAAAUUGAAUGUAAUUUUCUAUUUUUGGUGUUGUUAAGCAUCAUCUCGUCUACUUUUUUAUAAAUUUUUUUCGACACUUCUGCGAGUGCAUUUUGUGUUUGUUUUGAGAAACCAACUCCUUGAAUUUUAUCAACAACUCACUUCUAGUUUGAAAUAAAUCUUUGCGCUGUGCAUCUUACCAUAUGAUCUGUACAUAAUGUAAGUACCUAUGAUUGUACAACUUUUGAUUGCAUUUUGUAGCUGUUGUCAAAUUUGAAUGAUUAAGAGUAACAAGACUUAAAUAUAAGUUAAAACUCGAAAAAU